UCGUUGGAAAACACUCGACGGAAUCUGUGGUCCACUCUUUUUCAAUUACCUUUCUUUCGAGAUUAUCGCAAUCCAGACGAAAGUAGUUGCUGCUAGUGCAAAAGAAGAAGCAAAGGGUGCAAGCAGCUUAGCAGAUUCCAUUCGCGAUUGAACUUGAUCCUUUCUGUGUGUUCUACUCCCCGCAACUCGGUCACGGCCUACUGCUGGAUUGUGCAAGCCGUUGCGAUUGCAAAAGAGGACAGAGGCAGCAGCAGGGAGGAAUCGCGGGACUCGUUCGUCAUCCGCCAAACGACGGGCGAUGUGAUUGUCCUCAUCCCGCAGGACAGGCCUACUCGUGAAUCGCAGAGCACGCACCGCCGGUGGGUGGACGGAUCGGGGCCAUUACGUGGCGACGCUGGGCAACCGAGCAGCAAAGGCAGAGACCGCUGUGAAAGGGUUCCGGUCGUUCUCGUACUCUCGUAGACUAGCCGUGGCAAGAUGUCGGUCACGUUCGAGCAGAUCAUACUGGACGCGAAGCGGAUCGCGAACCGGUUGAAGGAUCGUGAGGCACUCGGCGAUGCGCUACUGCUGGAGUCGGAAUCGGUGAACAAGCAGAUUGAAUCGAUGCGCCAGUUCCAGGACGAUAUCGACAUCCUUAAUCGGUUGGCACGCGAGCGCUCCAACAACCAGCUGAUCACGAUCAUACACCAGGAGAACCCGCAGAUACGCGAGAUCCAGCAGGAGAAUCGGCUGCUGAAGGCGGCCCUCGAGGAUCAUCAGCAUGCGCUCGAGCACAUCAUGUCCAAGUACCGGGAGCACACGCAGGCCAAGAUCCUCAACACGAAGGUCAACUUUGUCGAGGCGUACAGCCGGCACCACCAGGCGGCCGAUAUCGAGCGGCGGGACCAGCUGAUACGUCAGCAGACAGCGAAAAUUCAGGAGAUGGCCGCGGUCAUGCAGCGAGCCUCCCAGCUUGACGAGGAGAAGCUGAACCACGAGCAGGAGGUGCUCAGCCGGCUCGUGACGGAGAAUAAGGGUUUGCGGGAGCUGCUGGAAAUAUCGCGCAAGUACGGCUCCGGUGGGCAGAAGAUGCUAGUGGAUGAAAAGUCCACACAAACGGAAGCUUGCCUACUGGAAGAGUUAAUAGAGGCAGCGAUAAAGGAACGAGCUACAGCGACCACCAGCAGCAGCAGCAGCAGCAGCAGCAAAGCCACAGAGAAACCAACCACGGACAUGACACCGGCGGAUGCGAAAGUUCCCGCUACCGAGCAACAUUCAUCCGCAUCGGUGGUCAGCGAGGGAGCGCCGACCACGGUCACUACCAGUACCAGCUCCAGCACCAACACAGGCACCAUAAAGGCAAUGCCAUCGGUCGUCAAUAGCACGGCGGAACCAACGACUGCCAGCACCAUCGCUGCGGCCGCCACUGUUGCUACUACGGCGAUCACAGUAGCCGGGACGGUUCCGGCCACCACCACCACUUCCAGCUCGUGACGCGAUUCGGGCGAAUGUCAGACAUCGGUUCUGUUCUGCUGCCAAUCGGCCAUCCUGUAAGUGGGAGUACGUGAUCGCAUCAAGCAUCGCUCGCCAAAGUAGCCGCCACCCUGUCACUCUCUGUCUCUGCGUCUCUUCAGCAUCAUGAGCACCGUCGUCAUCAUCAUCAUCAUUGUCUCACUCCUCACUGCUCACUCCUUACACUCUAGUUUCACAGUAAUGCGCGCCAGAUAACAUCGAUCGACUGUCAGACUUCGGACAAGCGCCACACGCAAUUAGCAUACACGAUUUGUGUUUUGCAUGUUUGACCCCCUCGGACCCUCGGAUCCUCGCACCAUCUAAAUGGCCACGGCCUAACAACGAACGAGACGGGCAAGACGGAUAUCGCAGGAUCUUAGCAUCGUUCCCUGUUUCUUUCACCCACAGGGGACAACUGUCACGAGCGCAAUCUGUCGAAUAAAUUUGUUAUUUUCUCAGUUUUGUUUAAGAAUCGAUCUGAA
Messenger RNA from Anopheles aquasalis, 1973 nucleotides. RefSeq names its product Fibroblast growth factor receptor 1 oncogene partner 2 (gene Fgop2). Lineage: Eukaryota; Metazoa; Arthropoda; Insecta; Diptera; Culicidae. The record is from RefSeq and is a predicted model, not a curated record.